AUGCCUUCCUCUAUACCCUUCCGCCGGCGCGAUCCCGGCGCAACAACCCAGGCGCCAUCCUCCUUCAACGACAUCGUCUUCCCCAAGAUAUACGAAGAAGCUUGGGGUAUUUCCGAUGGCAAACCUUCAGAUGACCGAUCUGAAUUCGACCGAGCGCGUAUCUUUCUCUUACGCAUGGCCAACAUGACCCCUGAUCCCAAGAUUAUCGAAGAGUUGCGCACGAUUGUUGCAAACCCACAGAAUAGAACGAUACAAGCCCUAGCUACAGCAAUACAGCAUCGGAUAUUUGGCGACUCACACGGCUCGUUUGCUACGACACCCUUGAUGCAGUCCGUACGAUUCAUGCUUCUAAAAGCCCGCGUGCCAGAGCUCAUUCUGUCAGACCGAACAAGAUCUGUCGUUGACUUCUUCUUCGAUCCAACACUAGAAAGAAAUCUCAAUCCUUUGCCCACUGGAGAUGUGUCCAUUUACAAGUAUCCGGCGGGAAGGUUAAAGGUUGCCAUUGUAGGAGGUGGGCCUACUGCUUUGGCAUCGGCCAUUUCAAUCGCGGAGAAGGGCGCUGGUAGUGUCGAGGUUCACAUGUACGAAAAACGCUGGAUACAAAAAGUGCUCCCCAAUGGUACUAUUGUCGUCGACUAUCCUCCAUAUGCCAAGCGAAGAGAUCAAGUCGUUACGCUUCAGGACUCUGUCACACGACUUCUCAGCAAACCAUCAUUCCAAGCGCUCUUUGCCGGAAGACCAGAACGAGUAUGGCCCGGCUCAGCCAACAUUCAGAUCCGGAAAGUCGAAGAUCGAUUCCUGAAGCGAGUGCAAGAUCCAGAGUUCCAGGGGCUCAUUUACUUACAUUGCGAUGGAGUUACCAGGGAGGACCUUGCUAAAGUUGGCGAUUUCCACGUUCUGCUUGGUGCCGACGGCGCCGCCUCAUGGGUACGACAGUCAUACUUCCAAGGAUAUGAGAAUGAGCGCGGGAGAAGCUAUGCGCUAGGCUUAGCUUUUGACCGACCAGCUGGUCUGCCAUGGUCACAGCCUCUCAACGUCUUCCUCACUCUUGGACAGACGCGUUACCUCCUAAACGCGAGUGAUCAUGACGGCCGAGGCUACCUAAACAUGCAACUUACUGAAGAGGAGUGGCACAAGAUGGUUUCUGUCGACGGCCAGCCCGUUCACUUUGGCAGGCCCGGCUGUUUCAGAAAGUUGGACGGAAGCGUCCCCGAAGGCUUUGAGCACAGUCAAGUAUUCGCACCGUCCGAGGAUAGGGGCAGUCCACUGUGGGUAUCAAUUUCGGACGGCCUCAAGCUGUUUGGGUUCAAGGAAGAGGAAGUCAUCAACGUUGUUCGCAUCCCUAUUGUUGUCCAGGCUGUAAGAGAAGGUGUUCAGAUGCUUCCACCACAGGAUUCGAUAAACGUCAAGCGCCCCCAUGCCCUUGUUGCAGUAGCUGGAGAUGCAGCAAUGACUGUCCAUUUCUGGCCUGGCCGUGGACUCAACAGCGGAAUCAAAGCAGGCUUAUCUCUAGGAGACGAGCUUGUACAUGCAUUGAAUCACGGCAAGUUUAUCGGCAUGCCCAUCGAUGCUUUGAAAGAGUACAACGACUUUAUUCUCAAGCUUCAAGGACGAGAGCACGAUAAACGAAGCAUUCCCAUUCUGAACCAAUCCGGUUCUCCCGAAAUGCUCGGCUGGCUCCUGCAGAAGGCCAACAGCGUUCCCGAUCAGGUAGCCAUCGAGUGGCUAAUCGGCGCCAUGACUCAAAUCGCAGAUCGUCUGCAAAGGAGAGAUGACUGGGCUUACGACUUUGUCGACAAUGUCGAGCCGCAGCUGCGCAUUGUGCUGCGUCAGCUGGACACGGUGACUCUCAAAGAAAUGGCAGUCUCCUUUCCUUGGCCGACUAGAGAGAUGGCCGGCGCAGAAGUACUACCCAUUCGGUCUAUGAAGCCAGAAGAGAAACAAAAAUGGCUUAACAACUUGUGGGGUCUCUUGAAAGACGAGAGAAGCAGAGAAAGCCGCGCCCCUCCGCCACAAGAACGAGACCGAUCUCCUUCAGCAGCGAGAUUUGAAGCGCCGAAAGGUGGCAAAGCUAGACCCGUGUCUCUCAUGCCGCCAGGUUCGGACAGCCUCGGCAACGGAAUUGGGUCAGCGAGUUUGAGGAGGAGCAAUGCCACACAAAGUGUGCGGCACAGUAGGAAUCUCUCAGUGCCAGGAGAGGGUGCACCGAGGGCUCGAUCGCCGUCACCAGGCCCAGGUGGUGAAGUCAGCUUAAGUAGAAUGCUGACGGUUCACAAGAAGCCGCCUACGUCGGUUUUGGGCGAUGCGUUAUCAUUGGCUCUAUUCCGUGUAGAAGACCAAUAA
Messenger RNA from Trichoderma virens Gv29-8, 2343 nucleotides. RefSeq lists its product as uncharacterized. Lineage: Eukaryota; Fungi; Ascomycota; Sordariomycetes; Hypocreales; Hypocreaceae. The record is from RefSeq and is a predicted model, not a curated record. Bases 1 to 2343 code for a protein of 780 amino acids. The transcript has a single exon.